Molecule: messenger RNA, 957 nt
Organism: Varroa destructor (honeybee mite)
Lineage: Eukaryota; Metazoa; Arthropoda; Arachnida; Mesostigmata; Varroidae
Source: RefSeq, a predicted model, not a curated record
UGGCUGAGGACAGAUUAACAUGUUAGCGCGAUUGCUUGUAUCUCGGUAGACUAGCAGGAAAUCGCCAACGAUAAGUCGACAGCAACAGCAUAUAUCUUCUCCUGCAGCUUUCCAUUGGCUUCCUGUUAUUCGAUGACAUUUUAACAGUGUGUGCUUAGUACGGUGAUUCACAGUGCACAAUUGUGUGAAUUACCAAUGUAGGAACUUGCUUGUGAAACCAUGUUGUCAGACAAUACUGUCAGUAGACUCGUUAUCUUGAGCAUAUUAUUCUUGAUUUUGUGGCCCUAUUCGACUUUUGGGGCUCAUUUGUGUUCCGACUAUAGUGGGCAAUCUUUUACACCCCUCAAUUUUCUAGUUGGCACAUGCAGCGUCAAAGAGAAGCUUGUACCCUACUUAGAUCUUCUGACUGAUAACUUCUUAACGGCUAAUAACUCAAAAGAAGUUUACCCGAUCCUCGAGGAAUAUCGACACCGCAUUCAAGUUCUGGCAAGCGGCAGUUUCUGCUCGGAUCUUCAAAAGGGUGUCGGCUACAAUCGUUGGGAAGAGCUGAACUCGGCAAAGUUCACCCCCGAUGAUUUUUUCAACCAACUACUAUGUUAUCGAACACUGAUCCGUUUAUUCGUCGAAGUCGAUUCUUCUCCACAAGAACUUCACGCCGUCUCUACUAAAUCUAUGGCUGCCCUUCGGUGGAUUGUGGACCAAUCUGGGCGACUCCAAACAGCGAUCUAUCAUGAGUAUCGCGCAAUGCGCGAAGGACAUUCAGAGCCUUAAUGAUCAAUGCAUAAUCUAUCUCAUAUGUAACAUAUCAACUGUACUCGACAAAAAACUCGGCAAAACAUGAAUACCUAAUGCUCAAAAUGUAUUUGAGAAGUUAAGAUUGGAAGUGUCCGAGACAAAGUUGAUUUGUUCAAUAAAAUACAUUAAUAAUAAUAAUAAAAUAAAUUCGUACAAAAUGGC